AACUCAGGCCACCAUUUUUUAUUAGCGCAAAGGGUUUGUUUACAUCCACGUCACCAGGAAGCUCAUCUUGCGUCAGAAAUGCAUCGACAGGACUCUCAAGACUCUCCUCUUUUUGGUGAGGAGGACGACAACGUCCGGCUAAAAAAGUCUAACAUUAGACAUCCUUUGGCAUCCUUCUUCCACCUGUUUUUCCGGACAAGUGCCAUCUUGGUUUAUGUACUGUGUGAUGUCCUCAGUGGUCGCUUUAUUGCCUGCAUGGUCACCAUCAUCCUCCUUCUUUCGUGUGACUUCUGGACUGUAAAGAAUGUGUCUGGCAGAUUGCUGGUGGGCCUUCGGUGGUGGAAUCAAGUGGAUGAAGAUGGGAGAAGCCGCUGGGUGUUUGAAUCCAGGAAGUCAGAUGGUGUCAACAAAACCUCCUCUGCAGAGUCACAGGUGUUCUGGCUUGGACUGACUGUGUGCCCCAUCUUCUGGGUCAUCUUUUUCUUCAGCACAGUCUUCUCUUUUAACAUCAAAUGGCUGGCUGUGGUGAUAAUGGGAUUAGUUUUGCAAUGGGCCAACUUGUACGGUUAUGUCAGAUGCAAAGUGGGUGGAAAGUCCAGCCUGAGAAAAAUGGCAAAGACCUACAUCAGUGGGCAGAUUUUCAAACAGGCAAUGAAGGAAACAGAGAAAACUUGAAACUGAAUUGGAGACAUUCAGACAAAAAUAGGUGUUGGGGCUCGGGACUCAAUGGGUCUAUUAUAUUGACUGGGGAUGGUCGUUUUUCUGUUUGCUCACAUGAGGUAAUUUUGAGGAAAUUCGGUGUCAGAUAAUAAUGAAGGUAUAAAGGAAAGCUUAAAAGAGCUUCUUUAAAAACAACUUUUGUAGCCUUGAUUCUGGAAACUAUAAAGAAGUUCUGAUAUUUUUGUAACUUUUCCAAACUGUAUUUUUCUGUCAGAAGGUUUAUUAUAGUUUGUUAUAAUUUGUAUGGUAUGUUUUAUAAUUGUUAAAUAAAAUGGUCAUUUACAAAUAA
This is a messenger RNA of Girardinichthys multiradiatus, 1009 nucleotides long. Its product is annotated as Golgi apparatus membrane protein TVP23 homolog B-like. The coding region runs from base 79 to 675 and encodes 198 amino acids. Lineage: Eukaryota; Metazoa; Chordata; Actinopteri; Cyprinodontiformes; Goodeidae. The transcript has 7 exons. The record is from RefSeq and is a predicted model, not a curated record. Gene Ontology annotation, cellular component: Golgi membrane. Gene Ontology annotation, biological process: protein secretion; vesicle-mediated transport.